Molecule: messenger RNA, 3956 nt
Organism: Chelmon rostratus (copperband butterflyfish)
Lineage: Eukaryota; Metazoa; Chordata; Actinopteri; Chaetodontiformes; Chaetodontidae
Product: CYFIP-related Rac1 interactor B-like
Exons: 11
Coding region: 153-1133 (326 amino acids)
Biological process (GO): positive regulation of T cell activation; regulation of actin filament polymerization
Molecular function (GO): small GTPase binding
Source: RefSeq, a predicted model, not a curated record
UCACUCAGCAUGUAGAGGAGGCGGACCGCCGGGAGACACCUGGACCACCGCGGACACGCCGGAGCCCGGACACACGCUAUCGAUCCGCACAUAUCGAUAAGCCAUCAGUGAAGGCUCAGACCGAGACGGUUCAGACUGAGUGUGCUGGCAGCAUGGGGAACCUGAUCAAGGUGUUAACCAGAGACAUCGACAACAAUGGUGGAAACUUCUUCCUGGACUUUGAGAACGCUCAGCCCACACAGUCGGAGACGGCGGUGUGGGAGAAGGUGAACCAGGUGCUGACGGAGGCCCGGGUCAUCCUGGACGACCUGCAGGCUUACAGAGGAGCAGGAGAGGAAAUACGACAGGCCAUCCAGAGUCCAGGUGUGGAGGGUGUGCAGGAGAAGGCCUGGUCAGCUGUGGUUCCUCUGGUCACUAAACUGAAAACCUUUUAUGAGUUCUCCCAGAAGCUCGAGUCCAGUCUGCGGUGUCUGCUGGACGUCCUCACCAGCUCCGCAUCGACUCCCACGCAGCACCUGGAGCAGAAACAGGCUCUGGCUCGUCAGUUCGCCCACAUCCUGCACUUCACACUGCGCUUCGACGAGCUCAAGAUGACCAACCCCGCCAUCCAGAACGACUUCAGCUACUACCGUCGAACCAUCAGCCGCAUGCGGAUCAACAACCUUUCAGCCGAUGCAGGAAAUGAGGUCAACAAUGAGCUGGCCAAUCGGAUGUCUCUGUUUUACGCCAGUGCCACGCCGAUGCUGAAGACGCUAAGUGACGCCACAUCAAAGUUCGUCUCAGAUAAUCCAGACGUCCCGAUUGAAAACACGACAGACUGUCUGAGUACGAUGGCCAGCGUGUGCAAAGUGAUGCUCGAAACACCGGAGUAUCGCAGCCGUUUUACCAGUGAAGAGACGGUGUUGUUCUGCCUCCGUGUGAUGGUCGGUGUCAUCAUCCUGUACGACCACGUUCACCCAGCUGGAGCCUUCGUUAAGACCUCAAACAUAGACAUGAAAGGCUGCAUCAGAGUGCUGAAGGAGCAGCCGCCCAGCAGUGUGGAGGGAUUACUCAACGCUCUCAGGUAUACGACCAAACAUCUGAACGACGAGGCUACCUCCAAGCAGAUCAAAAACAUGCUGCAGCCAAAUUAAUCACACGCUGCAGAAGUGAAACUGGAACGAUACAGGAGGCAAAAGUGUUUUGGUCCAAAUUUCAAAUGAACUACUGAACAAACCUGUAGCUAAUUUUUCUUUGUUUAACCUCAGUUGUUGUGUUUUUUUUACUUUCACUUGAGAAAAGCUGUUUUUUUUUUGUUGUAAAAAGGAAAGAAGAGAAACCUUUCAGCCGGCUGAUAAAGCUGCUCGAGCUGCGUUCACGUCAGAUCGACAGUCUGUUCUCAUCAUGUUUACUCUGCACCGUCGAAUCUCCAGAAUUUAUCACAUACAGAAAACACUGCAGUGAAAGCUGCUCGGUCGGUUUGCUAGCGCCCCCUGUUGGUUGCAGUUUGAUUACAGUCAAAGCAUCAAUGUGACAGAACAAACAACAUGCUGAUGAUUUAGUCUUUUUACUGGUUAUACAGGCUAACAACCCGUACUACACUAUGCAGCAUCCUCAUAUAGCAAACAGUUGUUUGCUGUUAUAUAAAAAUGAAAAUCUCAUUUAUGGAUCCUAAAGAGAUUCCCUUCAGACAUGUUUUAAGACAUCUAAAAAUCCUCUUGAAUAGUUAUUUGUGACUGAUGUUUAAUCAAACCUUGAUAGGAACAGCUGAGAGUUUCUGAACCACACACAGACAUUCAGGUCCACCCUCCACACUGAUUGGUCAGGUGUGCGAAGGUGUGAAAGGAAGUGUAGUUUGAACUUUAAACAACUGAAUGCAACACUAUGACUGUCCUUCAGGAGGGGCCGUCUGAUAAUGUGCUCCGUUAGCCACUUUUGAACAACCGUCAUGUCUCGUCUCUGUCCACGAUGUGUGGCCGGUGUGAUCGUGUGAUCGCGUGAUUGGACGACGCAACAUAUGAACUUUCAAACAUAAACCGGCCUUUAAUUUUUCUAGUAGUGGAGCCAAAAAUGUAAAGUUUGUCCUGACCUAGGCGGAUAAAAAGCGUCCUCUGGAGACCAUGUGCUGACUUUUCAAAGACUGAAACAUGGCGGCCUUCGGUCCGUCGGGCUCUCGUACUUCUGAUGUGACGUGAAUGCAGCUCUGACAAGUUUGAAGCAGCACAGAUCUAUUAGCUGCCAUCUGUUAAGUAUGUUGGUGGCUUGACAGUCUGAUAGAUCGUCACUGCAGACCCUUUUCCACCACGAGAACCUUUUCUAGAACUAGUUUCAAGAACCCAGGAACUUGUACACUAGAAGAACCUUCUCCUCGGCUACAGUUCCUACCUCAGAACAAAGUCUCUGUGGCCGAGGUCAAACAAAUUGAACAUCACUGAUUGGUCAAAACACACAGAAUCUCAGAGGAAAAACACGCUUUUUCACAGUUUAUCAUGGUUUUUUAUUUUUGUAACUCCAGCCAUCAGUUCAAUGGACAACGACACAACGCACUGAGCGGGUAAUCAUUUUCCUGUUCCUCUUCAUUUGACUGUGUGAUCGUCUGACGGCUGCUGUUUGCGUCCUGCUACAGCACGAGCAUCGGGGUCUGACACAAACGUGCUAUUUUUAAGUAACAGUUUCUUUUAUUUUUAUGUGAGAUUUCUGUUUUUGGCCUUAAAAGGUGGUUAAGGUUGGAAAAAAGAGGAUAUCAGGUCAAAGCUCCACCUCAAAUCAAAGUGAACGACAGCGCUGUGUUGACUUGUGUUGCCUGCAUCAAAUCUCGCCCACAGUCCUUGUUAUGAUAAACAGCUAAUAAGUAAGAACUAAGGAUGCUUUUCUCAAACUUCAGCUGUUGCAUGUGCAGAUGUUUAUAUUUAAUGUUCAAUAGAGACACCUAAGAUCUUAAACCAAUGCUACAAUUAGUUUAGCCUAAUGUUAUGACGGAUGAAACCGAUGGCUGCAGAGUUCUUGAUAGUUGUUCUCAUGCGCUGUAGUUUUUUUUUAACAGCUGCAGCUUAAACACAGAAAAUCAGUUGGUCAUCAAAUGAGGCCUGAAUCCUAAAUGUCACCUUGUAAUUUACCUGGUUAGCAGGGGAAGCAAACACAGACGCAACCACUGCAAAGAAAAGGAAAAAGUUGUGCAUGAACGUCUCUGAACAAACCGGCUGGCCGUCAGUCCUCAGCCUGAGGAGCGAGAGCUUCAGAUUUUUAAACGUGUGACGCUUUGGAAAUGUUCCAUCUUAGUUUUGAAACAAUUUCUAUAAAUAAAAGUCUCUCUGGAUAUUAGAGCAUCAUGCGACCUGCAUUUGCUCACUUCCCUAAAAGCCCACGCAGCCCAGAGGGGUUCCUGGUCGCCUCGAUGUACAUUUCCUGUGGUUUCUGGAUUCUUGGGUGGAAAAAGGUCGAAGCGCUCAGUAGCCAGUUUGUUUGGGGAAACUGAAACAGAUGAUUCCUCAGAAGAAGAUGAGCUGUUGGCAUCACUAACCUCCAGUAAAGUGGUGUGGUUAACGUUCCCAGCUCACAGCCGCUUCCAUUUGUUCUUCUAUGAGAAGCAUCUCUGAUUGUCUUUGAGUGGAUCCCGAACAUUUCUGCACCUUGAGAGAAUUAUUUGAAUCUAGAAACUCGCAGCGUGAUUUGAAAAACAGUUUGUUGGCUGUCACAUGUGGACGGCUAGCAUAGCCUGUCAUAAACUGGCUACUGAGAGCAGUUUGGCUAAGAGAAGGAGAACCACUGUGAGGAAGAAGAUGCGGUACUGAUGUGACUGAUGUGGACUGCAGUUUGGUCGAUGUUUGAACUGAUCUGAUCAGUGGAACUGCCGACUGGAAAUCUUUAUGAGCUUAUUUGCCUUGUGUGUCGAUGCUGCAGCGUCAGGGAUUGUAUGGCAUUAACUGUUUUAAAUGAUGUUUAUUCGUGUUGGCCAAAUAAAGUUUUUACAUUUUUAA